AUGGAAUAUACGUUCAAAUUUUAUAAGCAUAAACAUUUAAUGCUAUUAAAAGAUAAAUGGGGAGAUGAAAUAAGUAAGCAUUUAUUAUAUUCCUUAAAUGACAUUGAUACUAGGAUAGAAACAAGACAAGAUAAUGAAAAUAAAGAAUCUAAUUUAAAUUUAGUAGAAAAUAAGGAAAAAUUGAAUACCCCUUUUUAUGAAUUAAAUUAUUCUAAUAUAUUUAGCAUGAUUCAAUAUUCGUCAAUAUGUAUAAGUAUUUUUGUAAAUGAAAAUGAAAACGAAACAAAGGAUAAUAUUGUUGGAAUAAUCUCAAUAGACUAUGAUUUGUUACCAAAUUUUGAAGAUGUAGAAAAUGAGUCUUAUUGUGCAGAUACUAAAAUUGAGAAUAAUAAUUAUUUUUCUAAUAAAUUAGAUUUAGAUGAUUUAUAUUAUUCUUUAUCGUUGUAUAUAAAAAAAUACAAUAUUGUGUCUAAUUUAAAUACUAAUAAUACAUUAAUUAUAAAUUUGAUAAUAACAGAUAAUACAAAUUAUUAUUAUGAUUUAUUUUUUUAUUUAUUUAAUGAAUUUGAAGAUAUUGCUUUUAUUUUAAUUUUUUUGAAAAAUGAAAAUAAUAUUGAAAAAAUGGAUAUAUUAGAAAAGGGAAUAUUAAUUGAUUUGGAUAGUUUAACCUAUGAUAAUUUAAAAACCAGAUCAAACUCAAAUUUAAAAUAUAAUAAAAUUUUCAUAAUAAAUAAAAAUAUGUUUGUUAAUAAAAUAUAUAUUCGUUCAACCACUAGCUCAGAUAUAUAUGAUUUGCAUGAACUUUUCAAAAAAUAUAUUUAUUAUCCUGAACAUAAAUCUAACAAUUAUUUAGUAUAUGAUAUAAUUGAAAACAAAACAGAAAAUGAUAUAUUAAUUAGUAUCUUAAAUAGUAGAGAAAAAAUUAUCGGAUUUGUUUGGUUAAAAAAAAAUAUAGAUGUUAAUAUUCUUGUUAAUUUAUAUAAUUUGAAAAAAUACAACUAUCUAAUUAAGAAAGAUUUAUAUUCUUCGAUAUCCAGCCAACUAGUCCCUUAUAAAGGUGGAGAUAAAGUUUUAAACAAAAUGAAAAAAAAAUAUUUAUUUGUGGAGUUCAAACAACAUAUAUUAAAAAGCAUAAAAAUAGAAUCUAUUGACGAUUUAGAAAAAAAAUAUGAAAUUGACAAUAAAAUUAUAUAUGAUUAUUUAAAUGAUCAUUUAAUCAAAGAUGUAGAUCAAUAUUUCGAAUAUUUUAAAAAUAAAAAUUUAAAUAUAAGUAAUACUAUAAAAAAUAUAUAUAACAAAAUGCAGUAUGAUUACGAGAAUUUAAAGAGCAAUGGGGAAGGAAACUCUAUCAAUUUUUUUCAGCUAAACAAACUAAUAAACUUGUAUGCCCAUAUAAGUUUUUCUGAUAUUUCUAAAGUGAGCAAAACGUUUUAUGAUAAUUUUGAAAAGAUAGAGAUACUAUAUUUCAAUUUUAACAAUGAUAAGACAUAUAAAAAAAUAUAUGAAAAUAUAAAAAAGAAAAAAGAGGGAAUAAUUGGGGAUGUCUUACCUGAGAAUAAUACAAAAAAAAUGAAUAUUAUAAAGUUAAACUAUGAUAGUAGCGUUAAAAAAACAGAAAAAGAAUUCAAAAAAGUUGUAAAUUUAUCUUAUUAUGAUAUAUUUCUUUUAUUACAAAAUAUUUAUCCCGAUGUAUUCAAAACGAAUGAAAUAAUAUUGUUAUUUUUAUUUUUGGAUUUGUAUGAAAUAAUUUUAGUUACUGAAUCGACAAUAUUUGAUUGUGUUUCUUUCAAGACAUAUUUAGACGAAUUGAUAAAUAUAAACAAAAAUUAUUUUAUAUACAAAUAUAAGCAUAUAGACUGGCUAUCUAAUUUAUGUGAUAAUGAUAAAAAUGCAUAUUCCCUAAAUUUGUUUGUUUUAAAUGAUAAGUAUUACAGCAAUUCAAAAGAGAUUUUGCUAAAAAUAGAAAAAAUAUGUUUCGAAGAAGUAGAUUAUAUAAUUGCUACAAAUAAUGAACGAGGGUAUAUCCCUUUUAUCUUGAAUUAUUUUAAUAUGAUAAAAAAGAAAAAAAAAGCAAAUACUUUAGAGUCGUUAUACAUAUUAAAUAAGUAUACUUUGUUUUUGGCACCUUCAACUGAUUAUAUGAAAGUAAGUGAAAUAGAGGAUGUUCAGAAUUUUCUUAAGAAUUGUAAUUUUGAUAAAAAAAAUGAAAUAAUUCAUACAAUUUUAUCUCUAAAAAAAUAUUGUAAAAAUAAACUGGAUACAGAGAAAACUAUUUAUUCAUCCGAUUCCCAUAUUUGGGAGCUAAAUUUUUACCAAGCACACAACUAUUACAUAUUUGUGAGUAAAUCUGGAAAUAGUAUAAUCAAUGUGACAUCAGGACGUAUAUUGAAUAAUCUGGAUUUUUAUUAUAAGGAUAAAGUUUAUGAUUUUAAAAAUAUUAUAGUUCAAAAUGAAAACAAGAAUACAAAACAUUUCCUAAUGUCUUUUUUUUCAUCAAUUAUAAUUUUCAAAUAUUAUGAUAAACAUAUUAUUCACAACAUUUUACGAUUAAUAAAGGCAUGUUCAUGCCAUGUUGAAAUUAGUGACAACCAAUUUAGAGACGUAUAUAAACAUUUUAAGAUAUUGAGAAAAAAAGAUAAUAAAAUAAAUAUAAUUAAAAAAAAAAAUAUUUGUGAUAAUAAAAAAUGUAUGGAAAUAUAUGGAGAAGAAAAAAAAAAAAAAAAAUACUUAAUUAUAACAAAACAAAUGUGUUCAAAAAAAAGUGUAAAUGUAGACAAUAAUUUAGUUUUUUGGGGGGUGAAUGAUGUAUGCUUAUAUACAUUAUAUAAAAUUCUUAAAAAUAAUGAAUAUAUUUUUAACAACAUUAUUUUAAUAAUUAGAUAUAAAAAUAAAUAUUUAUGUAAAAAUGUAAUUGAUAAAUAUAAUAACAUAACAAAUAUAAGUCUUGAUAGAUUAACUAUUUAUAAUAAAUUAAAAAAUAUUAUGGUUAAUGAUCGAAUAAAAAUAAUAUAUGACAAUGUUUAUAGCAUAGAUCGAGAAAAUAAAAAACUUGAAUUAUCUCAAAAAAAAUGGAUACAUUAUGAUUAUUUAUUUUUAUGUUUUGACAAGGAGGAUAUAACAACUUAUUCCUUUGAUAUAGAUAGUUAUCAAAUAGGGAAGAAAAAAAACUUUAAUUUUUUAGAACAAUCUCAUCGCUUGGUUGAUGAAAAUGGAAAACUCGAUUUUUUGGUUAAAGCCAAGGAUUAUGAGAAAUAUGAAAAUUGUGAAAAAGGUGAGCAUUUAAACAAAAGUAAAGAUGGACAAAUAGAAAUAAACAAAACUGUGAAAAAAUAUAGAAAAAAACAAAAUGAAAAAGGAUAUGAAAGUUGUAGAGGCAAUGAUAAUGAAUUGGAAAAAGAAAAAGAAAAAUAUGCAACCUCUGAAAGCUCGGAUAUAUAUGAUGAAAACAUAGAACAAAAAAAUAAAAUAUUUCAGAUUAAUGAAAACAGUGAAAUUGGUAAAACUCAAAAAUUAAAAAAUUUUGAUAAAGGGGAUAACUCUGAAAUAACAAUAAAAAAUUCCAAUAUACAUAAAAAUGAAAAGGAUUAUUCUACACAUUAUUACACAAACUAUUCGACCCUAUCAUCAAGUUGUUUCGAUACUAGUGAGGAGAGUAGUAGUUGUGUUAAAGAUAUAUCAAAUAAUGGAAAACAAACAAAAAAAUUGGAAGAAGAUAGUGAAAUAAAUAAAGAAAAAAAAUAUAAAAAAAAUAAACGAUCAAUUAAUGGUGUAUUUAGUAUUAGUGAUCCAAUGAUUGAAAAAUAUUUUGAUGAAAAAAGUGAAUAUAUGAAAAUAGUAAAAAAUUGUGUUAAUUAUAUUGUUAUAUAUAGUAAUAAUUUGGAUAUUUUAAGCAUUAUUAAUUUUUUUUUAAAAAAUAAAAUAAAGACAUAUAAGUUAAUUAUUAUUUGCCCAUAUAAUUGUAAUAAAUGUUAUAGAGAGCAUAUGAAAGGAAUGAAAAAAGAGAAUGAAGAAAAAGACAAUGAUAAAAAUGAAGUAGAAUAUAUAAAAGAUUAUAUUUUCAAAGAACGAGGAUAUUAUAAAAAUAAAGAAGAUUUAAAAAAUAAUUAUUUAUUUUUAAAUAAUACAAAUCCUAGUAACAAUUAUUAUCAUAAAAAUUGUGUAUUAAAAAAUAUAAAACAUGCAUUAAAUAAAAUAUUUUUUUUAUUUCAUCUUUUAAAAAUCCGAAUAAUUUAUGGAAAAAUUAUUGCAAUUAAAAAAAAUAAAGAUAAUAAACUAAAAAAUAUUAUUGUCCAUUAUUGUAAACAUAAAAAAACAGAUCAAUCAUUUAUUAAUUCAAAAAAUAACUUUUUAAAAAAUAUGAUUAUAUUACCAUGUCAAAUACUUUUAUCUUCACAUAAUUUUGAUAUGAAUAAUCAUGUUAAUUAUAUUCUUAGAAAAUCAUCGAUAGUUUACAAUAAAAAAAUAUGUCUUAAUCAUAAUUUUCAGACAAAUGACAAAUUUAUAUUCAGUGGGGGAGAUCUUUGCGCAUUUUCGAACAAAUACCGGAUUAACAAAAACAGGGAAUUAAAUCAUGAAUACUACAAUAGUGUUGAAAUAGGAAAAUUGGCAAGCAAACAGAUUUUAAAAAUAGUUUUAGAUAAAUGUAGAAUACCUUAUAAUGUACUUAAAUUGAAAAAAAAAAAAAAAAAAAUAGAGAAAUGUGAAAAAUUGAACAUAAAUAGAAUAAAAGGGAGUGAAGAAAUGAAAGAAAAAAAAAUAUUUGAGACGGAUAAAAAAUCAAUAGAAAAAAUACAAAAUAUAGAAAACAAAUGUGAUGAUAUUUUUUAUCAUUAUAAAAAAUUAAAAGUUUUUGAAAAACCGUUUGUUUAUUUUAACAAGCUUCCUUGUGAUUUUUAUUUUUAUUACUUUCAAGCUUCAAAUGGUGACUUAUGUAAAUACAAUGAUUUGUUAGCACCCCAAAGUGGAGAAGAAAAUAUCAAACCAAAUAUUAAUGACAAAAAUGAUAAUUCUGGAAAAUUUAAAAAAAUAUAUAAUAAUGCAUUUUGUACUGAUACCUUAAAAAUCACCAUAAAAAAUCAACUAGAAUUAAAUGAAAAAUUUAAUGUAAAAUAUUUUGAUAUAUCAAAAAAUAUACAUGCUCAAGGUUAUUAUUGUCGAAUCACAACAAAUUCGCUAAACAUGAUAAAUUCGUUUACUUAUUUGGGACGAGAAAAAUUAAACUUUUAUAAUUUGAGUAGUCUUUGUAAUUUGUCUAUAAAUUAUUUUUAUACUAUUGUUAAAAAAAUAAAAAAUUGUAAUUCUCUCAAUUAUGAUAUACUUAGCAUGAUGAAUGAAGAGAGGGAGCAAUUUAUUUUUUAUUACAAAUUUCAAAAAUAUAAAAAUAAAUUAAAAGAAAAAAUAAUUAAUACACCACAUAUGAAAGAAUCCAUACAACUUUUGAUCAAGGAUAUACAUGACAAAGAUUUAUUGAAAAAUUAUUUAGAAGACAAAAUUUUAAAUGUAGAAGAUAAUGAUGUGUGUAAAAAUAUUAAGAAAAAUGUUCAAAUACAUUUAAUGGAAUCUAUAAAAAAAAAUAGGGAUUUGCUAAAUGGCUAUUACAUGCCUACAUGUAACUAUUGA
This is a messenger RNA of Plasmodium berghei ANKA, 5619 nucleotides long. RefSeq names its product conserved Plasmodium protein, unknown function. The coding region runs from base 1 to 5619 and encodes 1872 amino acids. NCBI's taxonomy places the organism in Eukaryota, Apicomplexa, Aconoidasida, Haemosporida, Plasmodiidae. The record is from RefSeq and is a predicted model, not a curated record. The transcript is spliced from 14 exons.